Opisthorchis viverrini is the source of this 552-nucleotide messenger RNA. RefSeq lists its product as hypothetical. The coding region runs from base 1 to 552 and encodes 183 amino acids. The transcript is spliced from 3 exons. Lineage: Eukaryota; Metazoa; Platyhelminthes; Trematoda; Opisthorchiida; Opisthorchiidae. The record is from RefSeq and is a predicted model, not a curated record.
AUGCCACCCGAAGGUUGCACGAGGGCUGGGAUACUUCCAGGUUGCCCAAACCUAGACAGGGGAAGUCGAGAGGCAGAAGUCGGGUUCGAACCACGGACCUUACGGCUAGCCACCGAGUUAAGUUGGGGUAGGGAAACCGGAGCGAGAUGGCCCAAGUGGUUAGAGCGCGAAUUUACUGACCGUAAGGUCCGUGGUUCGAACCUGACUUCUGCCUCUCGACUUCCCCUGUCUAGGCUUGGGCAACCUGGAAGUAUCCCAGCCCUCGUGCAACCUUCGGGUGGCAUGACGGCUAGGCACCGAAAGAGUGCUACAGCUGAACGAUUUUUUACGAGGGAAACCAGGAACGAAACAUUUCGUAUUUUCGUCCAACUUUGCCGAUAUACCGUUAGGCGGAAUUCAACACGGAUCCCUCUUUGCCGCUCGCACUCAGGUGGUGAUACGGUCGAGAAGCCCAUGCCACGCAAGAUUAGCCGAAAAUCCGGGACGCUUGCCGGUCCGGCAUCAAGCCGAGAUCUGAUUGGUCGAAAGUCUGGACUUAACAGCCUAUCAUGA